Messenger RNA from Harpegnathos saltator (Jerdon's jumping ant), 1386 nucleotides. RefSeq names its product alkaline ceramidase (gene bwa). Gene Ontology annotation, biological process: ceramide catabolic process. Gene Ontology annotation, cellular component: membrane. The record is from RefSeq and is a predicted model, not a curated record. The transcript has 5 exons. Gene Ontology annotation, molecular function: hydrolase activity, acting on carbon-nitrogen (but not peptide) bonds, in linear amides. Bases 267 to 1076 code for a protein of 269 amino acids. Lineage: Eukaryota; Metazoa; Arthropoda; Insecta; Hymenoptera; Formicidae.
CGUUAAUGGCACAUGCGUCGUGCUUUGUUUUGACGUAUGCUGUCGAAUACAUAAUACAAGCGGAACGUCAUGAUUUGUCGCGAUGUCAUUUAAGUAGCUGUUGGAGUUAAAUGUGUGCUCAGAGAUCAGUGGUGGUGUGCCACGUGAACAUCGUAUAAUCAUUUCGUCAGUAGCAGUGUUCAUUGACUCCACCAAAUUUAAAGUGAAUGAUGAUCACUGCUUAAAUAUAUCAAAACAGAAAUCCAAAAGAAAUCCAUCUUAACAUCAUGUGGAAGCCGUUUGAGGCUGGCAGUUCACCAGUAGAUUGGUGUGAGGGCAAUUACAGCAUCUCACCAAGCAUAGCUGAAUUUAUGAAUACGUUCAGUAAUAUAGUUUUCCUGUUACUCCCACCUGUACUCAUGCAUCUAUUCAGAGAUUAUGGACGCUUUGUAAAUCCAGGAAUUCAUAUAAUCUGGUUUUUAUUGAUGAUAGUAGGACUUAGCAGUGCAUACUUUCAUGCUACUUUAUCAUUAAUAGGUCAACUAUUGGAUGAAUUAGCUAUUUUGUGGGUAUACAUGGCAGGUUUCUGCAUGUUCUUUCCAAGAAGAUAUUUCCCAAAUAUUUUUCAUAACAAUAGGAAGCUUUUUUCUAUAUGUGCAACUUUACCAACUCUAGUUGCCACUGGCUUGGCACUAAUACAUCCGGCUGUAAAUGCUUUUGCACUGAUGACUUUGGGUAUACCAGCAUUUGGAUUUAUGAUCAUAGAAUUAAAGAGAACCACUUCAAUGAGAGUCUACAGACUGGGAUUACGAUGCGGCGCUGUUUGGAUACUAGCGGUGAUUUGUUGGUUAAAUGAUCGCUUAUUCUGUGAUACAUGGCUGAACCUGAAUUUUCCAUAUCUCCACGCAUUGUGGCAUUUAUUUAUUUUCAUAGCAAGUUAUACCGCGGCGGUAUUGUUUGCUUAUUUCUCGGUAAAGGAGGAAAAGCCGCAGCAGUUUCCAAUGCUUAGAUAUUGGCCUAGAGAUGACUUUGAACUCGGCAUACCGUAUGUGACUAUUCGAAGUUACAUUAAAUUAGACAAUAAUUCAAAUAUAUAGUUAGUAUUCUCCUAAUCGUUAAAAUCUGUAAUCAGAGUAUAAUGCAUUUAUUGCAGUUAAAAUUUAGUUAUUAAGUCUUUAUAUGAAAAAUUGCUGAAAUUAUGUUAUAUGUUAAUUUCGUUUAAAUGUAUUUUCAGGGCUUUCUAUUUUUAUUUUAAUAUUACGUUCACUUUAGAGCAAUUUUAGCAUUAUAUGCAUAUGACGUCAUGUUAUAAGAAAUUUGAAAAAAAGAUACGUGUUUAGAAAAUUACACUCUAAAUGGUAAUAAGCACUUAAAUGGAAGGUUUAAUAUAAAAAUUUUUAAUUCUGA